This is a messenger RNA of Ictalurus furcatus (blue catfish), 2207 nucleotides long. It is a transcript of the gene htr3a, whose product is annotated as 5-hydroxytryptamine (serotonin) receptor 3A. The transcript has 9 exons. NCBI's taxonomy places the organism in Eukaryota, Metazoa, Chordata, Actinopteri, Siluriformes, Ictaluridae. Gene Ontology annotation, cellular component: neuron projection; postsynaptic membrane; synapse. Gene Ontology annotation, molecular function: transmembrane signaling receptor activity; neurotransmitter receptor activity; extracellular ligand-gated monoatomic ion channel activity. The record is from RefSeq and is a predicted model, not a curated record. Gene Ontology annotation, biological process: regulation of membrane potential; nervous system process; chemical synaptic transmission. The coding region runs from base 1 to 1503 and encodes 500 amino acids.
AUGCAUGCGCUCAAGGUGAGAUGUGAAAAACGUGGUGUGUUAACUGUUUUAAAUACUCCUUGCAUCUUUUCUUUUUUAGUAGAAUUUAUUUACAAAUUCAUAUUUCUUUCCCACUUUUCAGUUAAAAGGCUGGGCAGUAACCCUGGCCGGUUCGCCAAUGCCACUUUAGUGCGCCUGUCUGAGUAUUUAAGUGCUGGAUAUAAAAAAGGAGUGCGACCUGUAAAAGACUGGCGGGACUCAACCAUGGUGGCCAUCGAUUUAAUGGUCUAUUCAAUCCUGAAUGUGGAUGAGAAGAACCAGGUUUUGACAACAUACGUGUGGUACAGGCAGCAAUGGAUCGAUGAGUUCCUUGUGUGGAAUCCAGAGGAUUUCGAUGAUGUUCGGCAGAUCUCAAUCCCGACGGCAAAUGUCUGGGUACCUGAUAUUCUCAUUAAUGAAUUUGUAGAUGUUGGAAAGUCUCCUGACAUUCCAUAUGUGUAUGUAAGCAACGAAGGACUCGUGCAGAACUACAAGCCCAUUCAGGUGGUAACAGCCUGCUCUCUCAACAUCUACAACUUCCCCUUUGACGUCCAGAAAUGCAGCCUCACUUUCCAGAGCUGGCUGCACACUAUUAAUGACAUCAACAUCACGCUAAUGAGGACCCCGCAGGAAGUGAAAGACGACAAGUCUGUGUUCAUGAACCAGGGAGAGUGGGAGCUGCUGCACGUCCUGUCCAAAUACAAGUCCUUCAGUGUGGACAAUGACGACUACUAUGCUGAAAUGAAGUUCCACGUGGUGAUUCGCCGCAGACCGCUGUUCUACACCGUCAAUCUACUUCUCCCCAGCAUAUUCCUGAUGGUGAUGGAUAUAGUGGGCUUCUACCUUCCCCCCGACAGCGGAGAGAGAGUAUCCUUCAAGAUCACUCUGCUGCUGGGAUACUCCGUCUUCCUCAUCAUCGUCUCCGACACGCUGCCAGCCACCGCCAUUGGCACCCCUCUCAUUGGUGUGUACUUUAUUGUGUGCAUGGCCCUGCUGGUGAUCAGCCUCACGGAGACAGUGCUGAUUGUGAGGCUGGUGCAUAAACAGGACCUGCAGACACAUGUGCCGCAGUGGGUCAAGUACCUGGUGCUGGAGAAGGCCACCUUGCUACUCUGCAUCCGCAACAAGAAGUUCUGCUCCCUGCUGGCACAUGAGUCCGACCUGCCACGCUACAGGGAGAACAACAUGAACACAGCUAUCCGCUGUAACCACCACCACUGUGACAGCUCCAGAGACAUGGAUAGGAAUCUCAUUAUGGGACUUCCCAUUCGGGACAGCACUCCUCCAGUCAUGGACAACAUCCUACAUGAAGUCUCAUCGAUCCGGCAGUACCUAGAGAAGAGACAGGCAUGUCGAGACAUCGCAAAGGAGUGGCUGCAGGUGGGCUAUGUGCUGGACGUGCUGCUCUUCAGGGUCUACCUGCUGGCCAUGCUGGCGUACAGCAUCACCCUUGGCACACUCUGGUCCGUCUGGCAGUACGCCUGAGAGAGCAGGGAAAUGCUUCCUUACGCUGUCUCUCUUCUUAAAAGCAGUUGUUGUGUGUUGAUAGUAAACACAUUUGUGUAAAAAUGACAUACACUCAAUACACACAACCGGUGUCCUACACCAGAAUUGCUAGUUGGUGAAGCACAAAGUGUGCUAAGACUGCGGUAGGUGUGUCAGCGCCACUCAAUGCGCAACUCAAUUUCAGCUUUUAUUGCAAUAUAUAACCGCUGAUGUCACUUUAAAUGUCGGAUAAAAUGUUUGGUUGUGUACAAGUGUGUGUAAGAUGUGAAUAAGCAUUAUAGAAAUCGAUGAAGUCGGAACCUUAAACCAGAGCAAAUAACCAGCAUUUCUGUCUGUAGCUACUAUGCCGUAUCUGAAAAGUCCCUUGUUUUUCCACAUACUUUUUUUCCACAUUCGAUUUCUCACAUGAUUCAUAAUUUUUUUUUCACGUUUCUUUUUAAACACAUCAUUUCUUUAUUUUAUGAUUCAUUUUGUCACGUAAUUUUUUUUUUCUACAUCUGGGGCAUGUGGUUUAAUCUUUCGCAUGUGAUUUCUCAUAAGAUUCAUUUACUUUUCAAAUGGAUUUUUUUUCUCCACAUGUGAUUUCUCAAACAAUUCAUUCUGACAUGAUUUUCUUACCUAAUUUCAUUUGAUGUCCAUGUGUCAAUUUUUCCACAUAUAGGGCAUUGAUUUCAAUUUUCACA